AUGACGGGCACUACCGCCCACACGCCCCUGGUCGACCUACGCUUCCACAAUGACCUCACCAUCGACCCCGCUCACGCGCCCAACGACAUCUCCAUGCUCGAUUUCACCAUAUUCCUGCACGAGGCGUACGCGCUCCCACAAGAGCUUGUCGUCAGCCUUCGGGCACACCCAGAGCUGCAACUGCGGCUCCUGUUGGUGGCGCGAAAUGGCACGCGACGGUUCACCAACGUGCCACAGAUCGUGCGGACGACGAAGGCGAUGGGCUUUGAGGUGGUGCUCGAUGACACGGACUUUGAGAACAUGGCCGGGUUCGCAGAGGUGGUGAACUGGUGUAACGUGAUCAUGGGAGUGCAUGGCGCCGGGCUCACCAACUUGGUGUUCCUGCCGAUGAAUGUGGUGGCGAUACAGAUUGCGUCAUGCUACGACUUGGAGGAGGUGGCGGAGCACACGUACGAGCCGUCGACGAGGGAUUCAGGGAUGCUCUACUUGCAGUAUGGCAUCAGCGUGGACGAGAGCACGUUGUUAGAGUCGUAUCUGAGAGAUCACCCGAUGUUCAUAGACCCGCAAUCGAUCCACCAUCAAGGCUGGUUUAAAAUGGGAAAGAUCUACCUAAAGCAGUAG
Molecule: messenger RNA, 621 nt
Organism: Zingiber officinale
Lineage: Eukaryota; Viridiplantae; Streptophyta; Magnoliopsida; Zingiberales; Zingiberaceae
Product: beta-1,2-xylosyltransferase XYXT1-like
Exons: 1
Coding region: 1-621 (206 amino acids)
Molecular function (GO): glycosyltransferase activity
Source: RefSeq, a predicted model, not a curated record